Bacidia gigantensis is the source of this 1296-nucleotide messenger RNA. RefSeq lists its product as uncharacterized. Gene Ontology annotation, biological process: rRNA methylation. Gene Ontology annotation, molecular function: RNA binding; RNA methyltransferase activity. The coding region runs from base 1 to 1296 and encodes 431 amino acids. NCBI's taxonomy places the organism in Eukaryota, Fungi, Ascomycota, Lecanoromycetes, Lecanorales, Ramalinaceae. The record is from RefSeq and is a predicted model, not a curated record. The transcript is spliced from 2 exons. Gene Ontology annotation, cellular component: mitochondrion.
AUGACCAUUGUGCUUUCAGGCUACUUCAAGCGCUCUCAUCAUUGGUCUAAAAUCAAUGGCCUUUCUUCUCAAGCACGGCCUCUGUCGACGAAUUCAGCAAUCAAUCGCUCUUUGAGAAAGACCCAGUUCGCUGCAUCAGGACCUCCAAGUGACUCCUGCCAGCCAAAUGGCUACAAGAGGCGCUCUCCCUUUCCCGCCGAACAGCGUUCGCGCAGAAGGCCACAGACUCAGUAUGGUAAAUGGGAUCAAACGGAGUCUAUUCAGAGUAUUCCUUACACAACACCGGCUUCAGUGUUUCUCUACGGGACCUCUGUCGUAAAAGCCGCCCUCCAAGCUAGGAGGCGAAAGUUUUAUAAACUCUAUAUCUACGAAGGCAGCAAUCGAGAAUCGCAAGAAAAUGAGACGAUUAUUCGUAGGCAGGCACGUGAUCAGCGCGUGUUAAUCAAAGGACUCAAAAAUGAUGAAGUCAAGUUGAUGGAUCGAUUGAGUCAUGGCCGACCUCACAAUGCAAGGCCCGCCCAUUCCAUAUCUCUCGUUGAUUAUCUUCUGCUGCAUAUAUUAACAUCUUCGCAGGGAUACAUUCUGGAAGCUUCCCCGAUACCACAACAGCCCAUAAAUGCUUUGGCACCGGUCAAUGCCCUUCAAGGAGACUUAGCCGUCGUGCUUGAUCACCAAUCCCAGGAAGAGAAAGCGAUUAAUGGCGUGAAUUCUGUGAUACAACACACGAAAACUUUUCCACGUUACCCCUUCGUGGCUUUCUUAGAUGGAAUUCUUGAUUCAGGCAACCUUGGUGCUAUCGUACGAUCGGCUUUCUUUUUAGGUGUCGACGCCGUGAUUAUCUCGCACCACCACGCCGAUAUAUCGACUGUCGCCCUGAAGGCGUCAGCAGGUACAUUUGAGUUUUUACCAAGCAUGACUGUGGCCCAUCCCAUAGCAUUCCUCAAUGCCUGCAAAAGCAAUGGCUGGAAGGUCUAUGCUGCCAAUGCUCCGUCCGGCCUGAAGAAGACUCCGGCCAGAAUACUCACACCAUCCACGUUGGGCAAACCAUUAUUGAACCAUCCUUGCAUCCUCGUUUUAGGGAGCGAGGGUGAGGGUCUCCCGUUCAGAAUCCGAAAGACCGCAGAUUUUGAACUUGGUAUCGAAGGAUCUAGAGCGAGGCAAUUUGAUGUUGAUAGCCUGAAUGUAAGCGUUGCUGCCGCGUUGCUUUUCGAAUCUUUUUUGAGGAAACCGGAUGCGGCGCAAUUCGAGGCAACGGCAGACACAAGCAUUCAAAACCAUAAGAAGCGGUUAUUCUGA